Molecule: messenger RNA, 806 nt
Organism: Daktulosphaira vitifoliae (grape phylloxera)
Lineage: Eukaryota; Metazoa; Arthropoda; Insecta; Hemiptera; Phylloxeridae
Product: proteolipid protein 2-like
Exons: 4
Coding region: 130-666 (178 amino acids)
Cellular component (GO): membrane
Source: RefSeq, a predicted model, not a curated record
GAUGUCCAUUCACAACUAGUCUGUGCCUCAAUAAUCGCAGCCGUGCGCUACUUUUUUCUAAUUUUUUUUGUAAAAUUUUGCUAAUUUCGAAUUGAAAAUCAAUAUAAAAAUAAAGUUUUAUACGAUAAAAUGACUGAAACUGUAAUCAACGUACAAAAUCAAGAUCCCAAGCCGGGAAAACCCGGCACAGAAAAUGUUAAUGUACAUAACUUAUUUACCUGGGUGGAAAUCAAUUACAAUUACUUCAAGACAUUACCGGGUAUAUUAAAAUUAGCUCAACUGAUUAUAGGCAUCAUUUGUUUAGCGUUGGCCUCGCCAGCUAGACUACCAGGUACGAAUUGGUUUUUAUUUGUGGUUAUUAUUAGCUUCAUAGCCACUGCAAUUUGGUCUUUCAUUUACCUUUUGUCUAUCAGAGAAGCCAUAAAUUUUCCGAUCAAUUGGAUUCUUACAGAAUUUUUCAACACUCUUCUUCUGGCAGUUUUAUAUAUGGUUGCGUUUAUUGUACAAAUUUCAGCGUGGUCGAGUAAUAAUAGAACAUACAACUCUUAUUACAAGAACCUUAACAUAUUUGCAGGGAUCUUUGGCUUGAUUAAUGUCGUUGUGUAUGCAGCUGGAGUUUACUUAAUAUUUAACGAUUGGAAAAAAUCAAGGACUACAAGUCAAUAAUAAAUGAAUCCACUUUAAGACUAAUGCAUUAUUCAAUAGAUUAAUUAUUUUUUCCAACUAUUAUAAUCCUACCAAUACACAUAAAUGGAAAAAUAUUGGUAAAAUUAAAAUAUUAUUUUGCUUGUCAAACAAAUUUACAU